Messenger RNA from Jatropha curcas, 2168 nucleotides. The record is from RefSeq and is a predicted model, not a curated record. NCBI's taxonomy places the organism in Eukaryota, Viridiplantae, Streptophyta, Magnoliopsida, Malpighiales, Euphorbiaceae.
CUCUUCUCCAUUUCCUCUCACAGCCUAAACACAGAAACACCAUCUGCUCAUCUCUCUUUCUUUUUCUUCAAAAACAAUUUAAUCUUUUGAUUUUUUAUCAUGGCCGUUGAUUCUGGUCUAUCAUCUCCUCUGAGUCCUCCUGCAUCUGAAAAGGACGCCAAAGUUCUUCAAUUCAUUGAAGACAUGACUAAAAACGUAGACUCAGUGCAAGAAAGGCUUCUUGCGGAAAUACUCAGCAGAAACUCAGAGACUGAGUAUCUUAGCCGAUUUUCGCUUCAAGGAGCAACUGAUCGAGACACUUUUAAAUCAAAAAUCCCUGUAGUUACCUAUGAGGAUCUUCAGCCUGAUAUUCAACGUAUAGCUAAUGGUGAUCGCUCUCCCAUCUUCUCUGCACACCCUGUUUCUGAGUUUCUCACUAGCUCUGGUACUUCUGCUGGUGAGAGGAAACUGAUGCCAACAAUUCAAGAAGAGAUGGAUCGUCGCCAAUUAUUAUACAGUCUUCUUAUGCCUGUUAUGAAUCUAUAUGUGCCUGGUUUGGACAAAGGGAAAGGACUAUAUUUCUUGUUUGUGAAGGCUGAGACAAAAACGCCAAGUGGGUUAGUGGCGCGUCCAGUACUCACAAGCUACUACAAGAGCGAACAUUUCAAGAACAGACCAUAUGAUCCUUACAAUAAUUAUACUAGCCCAAACGAGGCUGUUCUUUGUGCAGACUCUUUCCAAAGCAUGUACUCCCAAAUGCUUUGUGGACUCCUUGUGCGCGAAGAAGUACUCCGUGUUGGUGCAAUUUUCGCCUCUGGUCUUCUAAGAGCAAUUAAUUUCCUUCAGGUCCACUGGAAGCAACUGGCAGAGGAUAUUUCAUCUGGAACGUUAAACCCUAGAAUAACUGAAGUCUCUGUUAGGGAAUGUAUUGGCAAAAUCUUGAAACCUAACCCAGAACUCGCUGAGUUCAUUGCAAAAGAAUGCUCGAAAGAGAACUGGGAAGGUAUCAUAACAAGAAUUUGGCCUAAUACAAAAUAUCUAGACGUAAUUGUGACUGGAGCUAUGGCACAGUAUAUUCCUACCCUAGAAUAUUACAGUGGUGGGUUGCCUAUGGCUUGCACCAUGUACGCUUCUUCUGAGUGUUAUUUCGGGCUUAAUUUGAAGCCAAUGUGCAAGCCGUCUGAGGUUUCUUAUACAAUAAUGCCGAACAUGGCUUACUUUGAGUUCUUGCCUCAUCAACCCUCUGGAGCUUUCUCUCGUGACUCUCCUCCACGCCUUGUUGAUCUUGCCGACGUUGAAGUUGGAAAAGAAUAUGAACUGGUAAUCACUACUUACGCUGGUUUAUACCGGUACCGAGUCGGUGACAUUCUCCGAGUCACCGGAUUUUAUAACUCAGCUCCACAAUUUCGGUUUAUAAGGAGAAAGAACGUGUUGUUGAGUAUUGACUCGGAUAAAACCGACGAAGCUGAGUUGCAAAAGGCCAUUGAAAAUGCUUCUUUUCUUCUAAAAGAAUUCAACACAAGCGUUGUUGAAUACACAAGUUAUGCUGAUACUAAUACAAUUCCAGGUCAUUAUGUCAUAUAUUGGGAACUGAUGGUUAAGGACACAGCAAAUUCACCAACAGAGGAAGUAUUGAACCAGUGCUGUCUCGCCAUGGAAGAGUCACUGAACUCGGUUUAUAGACAAGGACGAGUUGCUGACAACUCAAUCGGUCCUCUAGAGAUAAGAGUAGUGAAAAAUGGCACUUUUGAAGAGCUUAUGGAUUAUGCAAUAUCAAGAGGUGCGUCUAUUAACCAGUAUAAGGUACCAAGAUGUGUUAGUUUCACGCCAAUAAUGGAACUGUUGGACUCAAGAGUUGUUUCAAAGCAUUUCAGCCCAUCUCUACCACAUUGGACACCAGAACGACGCCAUUGAAUGCAUGGCGGCAAGGAAAAAAAAAAAAAAAAAAAAGAAGGGAUUUAAUCUAUCUCCUUGGGAAGAUAGACGUACCAGUGACAGACAGCAACUACUCUCUAAUUAUGUCUCUUUCUUUUUCUUGAAUUUUAUUAGCUUUUAAAAGUAUCUUUUGAAAUAGCAUAAGGGGAGUCUGUGUUUGUGUAAUAAGUUCACAUAAUCUGUACUGCGCAUGAUGUAAUUGUCCAUUAUAUGUUUGUUUGUCCAUUGGAAUCCUUUACUUCUCUCUCCCUGUA